Molecule: messenger RNA, 1713 nt
Organism: Hemibagrus wyckioides
Lineage: Eukaryota; Metazoa; Chordata; Actinopteri; Siluriformes; Bagridae
Product: C-C motif chemokine 3-like 1
Exons: 4
Coding region: 167-460 (97 amino acids)
Biological process (GO): cellular response to tumor necrosis factor; cellular response to interleukin-1; G protein-coupled receptor signaling pathway
Cellular component (GO): extracellular region
Molecular function (GO): CCR chemokine receptor binding; chemokine activity
Source: RefSeq, a predicted model, not a curated record
ACACCACACACACCACACACACCACACACACACACACACACACCACACACACACACACACACACACACACACACACACACACACACACACACACACACACUACGACACGCGCUCUGCUGUGCAAACCUGUUCAGAGAGGGGAAAAAAGAGAAGAGUGUACAACAUCAUGGCCAGGUUUAAGAUUCCCACUGGGACGUUUCUCUUCCUCCUCAUCCUCACUGCCUUCAUCAUCGACACGGAAACAGCUCGCUGCUGCUUUUCCUACACACACAGGCCUGUUCGCUGUGGACGACUCAGUGGCUACUUCAUCCAGGAAAUCACCAGAGACUGUGACAUCAACGCUAUAAUUUUUAAGACCAGAGACGGGAGAUUCAUCUGCGCUGAUCCCCAAAGGGAAUGGACUCAACACAGGAUCGCCUGUCUCUAUCGCCUGUGGGAAAAGGCUGGAAAGAUGGCUUGAUAUACGACUGAACUGAGUCAAGAAGUCAAGUCAAGAAGCCUUUAUCGGACAGGAUCUUGUUCGGAUCUCGUUCGGGAAAAAUCGGCCUGCAUGAUUUGCAAAAUAACCUUUAUGUUUAAUUGUAACUUACUGAAAUAUUCAGAAUUAAUCCUCAAUGGCAUCCUGGAUAUAUUUCUUAAUAAAAGUGAGAUUUUUUGAGGUUUUCAACUAACGUUUUCCUCCAUUAGUCACAACACCGUGCUGUAAGAGGUACAGUGGGAUUUAUGAUCUCUUGCGUUAUCUCCACCUGAAGAGCGUGAUGCAGCGGCGCUUUAGUGAUAUAGUGUGUCCAGAUUUCACACUAACACCACCAUCACUAGCUGAGCUGAGUCUCGGCGUCGCACAGCUACGGUGCAUUUUGGGACUUUGGGUCCCGAAAUCGGUAAUAUAAUAAGAGUACAUAAAAAAGCAGUUAUAAAUAAAGGACCGUAAAGGAAUAGUAGAAAGAGAAAGAAAGAAGAAAAAUCUAAAGUCUAAACUGCAUAAUUUCUAUCAGAUGUGAAUUAUUAUGCUUUAUUUAAUAAAACUGCUGUAAUAAAAGUAUUUUGUGUGAUUUUACUCCUGAACUGAGAGAAAUCCUGUGCUCUGUGAUUAGACUGUGAUUAGAUAAGGAUCCCCUCAUAUCAGUGAUCUGCACCGGGAAGACGUGUUACAGCAGGGUUCAAAUAUCUUUCCGAAAAAUGCAGCGGUAUCUGUCAUGGGGGUCACGUGUCUAAUAUAUGUCUUAUUUUAGAUCUUUCUUCAGCCGCUUACUGAGGAAUUUUAAAGAUUUUUAAUAUAAAGCAUUUUUUGGAGAUUGGACAUCAUCUGGGGUUUGGACCUGACUUCUGUAGAGUGGUUUAAACGUUUUAUAAUCCCAAUAAGCAGCAGUUCUACAGUAUAUACAGUAUGUAGAGUAUAUAUAUAUAUAUUAUCAUUAAUAUUCUGCCUUCCAUCUAUAUGUCUAGAUUCCUGAAUAUCUGUUCAAAUAAAAUAAAAGUGAGUAGAAAAUAAAAAAUUUUUUUACAUUCUGUUCAUAUUGUCAAACAUACUGUCUAAUUAUUUGCAUUCUGGUGUGUGUGUGUGUGUGUGUGUGUGUAAAUGCCCCCUGCAGGACAAAACUAAUCCACAGGUGUGUAUUGAGCAGGGGGAAAUGUACAGAAUCACACCGAAUCAUGUUUACUCGUUUUUGCUGUACUUUUUUGCUUAAACCAUAUAUGUUCAGGGUAAUUAGC